Messenger RNA from Oppiella nova, 765 nucleotides. Lineage: Eukaryota; Metazoa; Arthropoda; Arachnida; Sarcoptiformes; Oppiidae. The record is from the annotation of a GenBank genome assembly.
AUGACCGGAGAACUGAAAAUUCUGUUCAUACCCGUGGACGCCAUUGGACAUGUAAACUCGGCCAUUGGCAUAGCCCAGGUACUUUUAGAUGCCGGGCACCAGUGUAUAUUCGCCAUCAAUAACCAAUGGAAAGGUAGACUAAUUAAGUACGGCUUCCAAGAGGUACUACUUACUCAACCGGGACGUCAGGAAAAUGUCGACCCUGCUCAGUACUGGUCCGAGCUAUUCGUGAAUGUAGGCGCUAUUAAAGCUACCGAUCCCUUGGAAACUCUAAUAAGUAUACAGAAAAAUUUAUAUCCCGUUAUCAUUGAGCAAACAAAGGCCAUGGAUCCGGUGAUUGAGAAACUAUUGGUGCAAAUAGCACCCGAUGUUAUUGUCGUGGAUCUGGCCUUUGAGAUCCCCGCGGUAGCAAGGUCUGGUAUACCCUGGGUGUUUACCUGUAGUUUUAAUCCAUUGAUGGCCGGGUAUGAUGAACGGGUACCACCGCCUGGAUUAGGAUUGCCAUCCAUUGGCCUCAGCGGUCACCAAAACGAGUGGAAUCGGUGUCGACAGGCGCUCAACUUAGCCGUCCGGGACCACUGGUCAGCCUAUAAUAAAUGGGUUCAAUCACGUGGUCUACCAGCCCUACCUGAUUACCACUUCUACCACGGCUCACCCUAUCUCAAUAUAUACGGCUAUCCACUGGAGUUGGAUUACCUGGAUAUGAGAUCAAUGCCCCCGAAAUGGCAUCGAUUUGACAAUCUUAAGCGCACGGAACGGGAGGGU